Molecule: messenger RNA, 1152 nt
Organism: Cornus florida
Lineage: Eukaryota; Viridiplantae; Streptophyta; Magnoliopsida; Cornales; Cornaceae
Product: allene oxide cyclase, chloroplastic-like
Exons: 2
Coding region: 140-907 (255 amino acids)
Biological process (GO): jasmonic acid biosynthetic process
Molecular function (GO): allene-oxide cyclase activity
Source: RefSeq, a predicted model, not a curated record
CACACAGACUCUAUUAUAAAUAUUGUGGUACAUCUGUAAUACAGCUGUGCAUAUCCCUACCCCAAACAUACCUAAGCAUAAUAUAUCUUUCCUUCUUCUCCUCUUCUUCUUUUGAUCUGUGUGUGUGUGUUGUCCAUCAAUGGCUUCCAUAAGCUCUUUCAAGCCAACCUCUUCACUGAAACUGCCCAACAACCUCAGAUCACCAUCUUCUUCACAAUCCCAGAGACUGUUAGGUUUCGAUCUCCCGCACCCACUUUCAACCCAAAACCUCAAGAUCUCAACAACCCGUCAAGACUUCUCCGCCAGAAGACCCUCCAAGACCAUCACUACCACUGCAUUCUUCUUCAACAACUGCAAAACAAAACCAGAUUCCUCAAGACCCACCAAAGUUCAAGAAUUAUGCGUGUACGAGUUGAAUGAGCGAGAUCGAGACAGCCCGGCAUAUCUACGACUGAGUCAGAAACCGGUCAACUCACUGGGUGACCUCGUUCCGUUAACCAACAAGCUCUAUACCGGAGACCUAGAGAAGCGGUUGGGGAUCACGGCUGGUCUAUGUGUGCUGAUCCAGCACGUGCCGGAGAAGAAAGGUGACCGGUACGAGGCCAUAUACAGUUUCUACUUCGGGGAUUACGGCCACAUGGCGGUGCAAGGGCCCUACCUGACUUACGAGGACACGUAUCUGGCUGUGACUGGCGGGUCGGGAAUAUUCGAAGGGGUGUACGGUGAGGUCAAGCUACAUCAGAUUGUGUUCCCAAUCAAGCUCUUCUAUACGUUUUAUUUGAAGGGUAUUAAGGACUUGCCGGCUGAGCUGAUGGGUAAACCGGUGGCGCCGUCACCGUCCGUUGAGCCGUCCGCAGCUGCCAAGGCGGCUGAGCCUCAUGCCACCAUUGCCCACUUCACAAACUAAUAUUGAAGCUAUAGAGUGUCUAUUGUCAUUUUCUUUUUUUUCGGCAAAACUAGGGGACGGGGUACUUGAACACGGAAAGCACCCACUUGAGGAGAUGAGCGUUCUACCAACUAGAGCAAUUAGACCACUAGGCCGUGUCUUUUUGUCAUUUUGAUUUGAAUGUUUACCGUAAAAUUUUAAAUUUUCUAAAAUGGGUUACAGUUCCCAUGAUGAACUUGGUUAAAAUGUGGCAGUGGUUGAUUUUA